Heteronotia binoei (common prickly gecko) is the source of this 4957-nucleotide messenger RNA. It is a transcript of the gene NUDT3, whose product is annotated as nudix hydrolase 3. NCBI's taxonomy places the organism in Eukaryota, Metazoa, Chordata, Lepidosauria, Squamata, Gekkonidae. Gene Ontology annotation, biological process: diadenosine pentaphosphate catabolic process; diphosphoinositol polyphosphate metabolic process; adenosine 5'-(hexahydrogen pentaphosphate) catabolic process. Bases 361 to 873 code for a protein of 170 amino acids. The transcript has 5 exons. Gene Ontology annotation, molecular function: bis(5'-adenosyl)-hexaphosphatase activity; bis(5'-adenosyl)-pentaphosphatase activity; endopolyphosphatase activity. The record is from RefSeq and is a predicted model, not a curated record. Gene Ontology annotation, cellular component: cytoplasm; nucleus.
CUGCUUUUGCGCCGUUGGCGUAGCAUGCCCCAAGAUGGCGUCGCGGUCGUCGUCGUUGGCGGCGGUGGCCGGAGCGCUGGUAGCAGCAGUAGUGGCGACGUGGGAAGAACUGAGAGGGGGAAUGAGGCGGUGGGCGGCGGGCGGCAGCAUUAGCAGCCAGUAGCGACCGCAGAGAGGGGGGUCCCCCCUCCCUCCCGGUGCGUGAGAGAUACUCCCCGGGAUAGCGGGUCCCCCACCCCCUUCGGAGAGGGAGACCCCGACUGCUCCCCUCCAGACCGCAAAGCCGACGACACCGUUUGCUGGGCUCUUCCUGCAGCUGCUUCCCGGGUGGGUCUCCCCCCCGCCUCCUCACAGCAGAGGAUGAUGAAGCUCAAGUCCAACCAGACUCGCACCUACGACGGAGACGGAUACAAGAAACGGGCGGCUUGCCUCUGCUUCCGCAACGAAAGCGAAGAAGAGGUGUUGUUAGUGAGCAGUAGUCGUCAUCCGGAUAGAUGGAUUGUUCCUGGAGGUGGUAUGGAGCCUGAAGAGGAGCCCAGCGUGGCUGCUGUGCGGGAAGUUUGUGAAGAGGCUGGUGUGAAAGGGACAUUAGGAAGAUUAGUAGGAAUUUUUGAGAAUGAGGACAGGAAGCACAGAACAUAUGUUUACGUACUUAUUGUCACAGAAGUGCUGGAAGACUGGGAGGACUCUGUGAAUAUUGGAAGGAAAAGGGAAUGGUUUAAGAUAGAUGAUGCCAUAAAAGUUCUGCAGUAUCACAAACCUGUGCAGGCCUCAUACUUUGAAACCUUGAGGCAAGGCUGUUUGGCAAAUAACGGCACUCCAGUUGUGACCACAUCAUUCUCAAAAGAGAGCACUAUGUCUGAUAUCAGAUGACUGAGGAUGUCUUUAUAAGAAAAACAGAUUUUGAAAAGUAGACUGAAACUUGGAUUUCCCUUACUCCUUCCCUCUUCUUGCCUCCUUCACAUGCUUCCUCUGUCAAACAAGACGUGCAGCAACCUUUGGCAGAGCAAAUGUUUGAGUGUUGCAUUCUAGUGGAAAGUGGGGUUUUCUUGCUUUUUCUUGGAUAUGUAUUUUGUAAAACACCUCUUGUGCAUGAAGUGCCCCUUCCCUAUUAACAAAAAUUUAACAACCUGGGCAAGGCUGUUAGCUUCCUUUCUGCCUUGACUUCUGAAAUGUUCUCUGUGUGUUGUCCCAGCCAUAACCAGAACCUUUAUCUUUUCAGUUAAAAGAAGGCUACAAAUGCAAGAUUGGUUCUUUAAGUCUUAGACUAUGUACAGUAAGGUGCUGUUGAGAUCUGUUUGGUCACUUUCUCAGUGCAUGUGUAUAAACUAUUUUUUAGAUGGAGAAAUCUAACACUUUGAUUUUUGCAGAAUUUUUUUUUAAAAAAACAUGGGCUUCUUCUACAAAGAAGGGCUUCAUAAUCUUGUUUGCCUUGUUUUUUGAAAGAAACUUUUCUUUGUGACAGUGCUAGUGACUGGGCCAGUUUGACUCCCUGCACCUACUCCCUGAACCAAAUUUAGUACUUUGACACUUAGAAGAGAAGGCCAAGUUGUAAUCACUUGCAAGACAUCCCUGGUGCUUUGUUCUUUCUACAGUUUCAACCAAUAUGUCAUCUUUAACAUCGGACACAAGGAAUUGGUCACUAUCAAAGGUUUAUGGCCUCAGAAACUAAAUGUAUUUCAGCCUCAGUAAAUAGGAAUCAGGGAUUCAAAAUGAGUUUAAAAACUAGUGAACUGGAGCAUCAAGCACCAGUGCUUUCUGCUGGUCUGGAAUUCUUUUCCUUCCUGCUGCAUUUUGCUGAUGUCUCUUCUUGUCCACAUGCCUUACACUGUACUGAACUGGAUAUUGUAAUUUGUGCUAAAGCAUUGGAUUGUACUUUCUGAGUGUCAUUGCAUGGACCUUGAUGAGAUGGUCACAGGGUGUCCCUGAAAAGAAGUUCCAAGGGUAAACUUCAGGUGUUCAGUCUCCUUUGUCUUGUAGCAUUGAAGCACUUGUUAUUGCACCAUGGAGCAUGCUCAGAAUGGUAAAAAUUUGCCCCACGGUGGCAAAGGUACAACUGGCUCUCAAGCAGAAAUGUUGGUGUGGGAGAACUGUCAUUUAAUAGGAUAGUUAACCUGAUGCAUUGGCACAUGUCAGAUUUUUGUUUCUAUUGAUGUAUGUUUCAUGCUGUCUUGAUUUGCCAACAGUGUUGUUUAGUUGGGAGACUUUGGAAAAGGUUGGGGGUGGGAGUUGGGUUGGGUGGGCUGGGGAAGGUUGGGGUGGGGCAUUAGUUAAUCCCUGGCUUGGGACAGGACCUAGUUGCUAUAUUUGGUGACUUCUUCUUUGUCAGAAUAUAGCCAAGAUGUGAAAUUAAAUCUGCAGUACUCUUAUUUAACUAAUCAUUCUCUUCUCAUUACAUACUUAACAGAGUGCAUGCAUGCACACAAAUCUGAAAUGGUCAUGCAGCCUAAAGUAAUGUAAAUUAGUAUACUUUCUGCUUUGGGAAGGAGCUUGAAAUUUCAGAUCAAAUUUUAUUAUUUUUAUUUCAAUUCUGUGCUUUCAGAGUAUGGGAUAGCAUUCCAAAGUGUGGGAUCACAAAGACAAAAGUGAUCAUUAUCGCCAAAAACUCUACACAGGAAAAGACUGAGAGGUAUUAUUAAAGAAGUGGCUUAAACCUGAACAUCCAGAAUGGAAUCCUAAAUUAUGCUAUGCCACUUCAGUGCCCUUCACCUUAAAAAUCAAACAAUAAACAGUUGACUCAAAGGGCUUGACUGGUGUCUUCAAGUGUACAGUAUGAUUUCUCUUAACCUAUAUGUGGCACUUUCCAAUAUAGAAACUGUUGCCUUCAGCUAAGAGGGUUUUAUGUCUCACUAAAUAGAUUAGAACAUGAAAGAUUGUCUGAAUGACUUCUGAAAGGGUGACUGCAGUUUUAAUAUCUACAGCAUGCACAGACUUUUUAAACUCUAAAAUGUUUUUAUAGGGCUGUUAAACUGACAAUUUAGGAUAGAAUAUUGUUAAUAAUUUGCUAACAUCUUUUUUGUUGGGUCAGGAAAAAUAAAUUGUGCCAAGAAAGUAGUGUAAUGUGGGAUGAACUGAUGCUGUUUAUGCAACUGCAUUGACUAGCUGCUUGCUUCUUAACUGGAAAGAGAAGAUGUAGCUCCUCUGGUGGAAACAAUUUGGAAUCUUCAGCAACUGUGUAUUCUAACUCAGUCCUCAUUCCUGUGGUUUACUAAAUCUCACCUUUUCGCUUGCUUCUACUGCACGGUAGAGUCCACAGUUUUCCCGCUAUCUCAGGGUAUUCUCUAAUAAAUGAGUCAUGGAACUGCUUAAGAAAUAUCAAUGAAAAAUCACCACAUCAACUCCUUACCAAAACAUGUUUGCUUAUACUGGAACUUCCUACAUUGAUAGAGCAUACAUCUGAUACCAUACAAGCAACUGAUAUUUUGAGUUGAAUACAAUCCAGUGUUAAGUAUCUAAAGUGACCCUCAGUUUGAAAUUUUAAGGGAUUGUAUAUUUUCAGUUAAUGCCUAAUUUUAUGAUAAAAUGCAGCCACCUUCAGACCAUACAUGUAAAACAUGCCUGGACUUACAUAUUGACAUCAGAGCAAAUGUGCUUGGAAGAUUCUUUCUCAACAAUAAGCCUUAGAUUCUGAAGACUACAUAUGACCCUAUGCCUCUCUAGUGCAUCCCAUGGACUCUUAAGAACCCUAGCUUUCAUUUUUAUAGGUACAUAUUUAAUCCACUGCAGUAGCAGAGAAGUGGUUGAAUAAUAAAAUUGCUGACCUUGUGGACUUCCUGUUUUAGACAGAUGCUAGAACAGCAUGAGCAGUGUUACAGAUUUGUUGGUGUAUAUUUACAAAUGAUUUCUUACAAGAAUAGAUUUGAUGCCAAUGCUUACUACAUUACUGACCUCAUUUAGAAAAGGUCUAAGUGGGUAUUUGCAUUGUGCAUACCAUGUCUACUUAAAUCAGGGUUGACAGUGCUGCUUAAAACUAUUUUUGGCAGUGAGUCUUCACAUAGCUGCUGCAUAACCUAAGUGAGUCUGAAACAUUAGUAGUGCUGUGAGUGAGUGCACAACCUGUGCUACAUUUGUUCAGCAUAGGAUGGAAGAAUGAAGCCCACUUCAGGCUUUCAGCAGUAAUAUCUGUCACCUUGUCUACAAUGCAAUAGUGAUUUUUAAUAUCACUUCUGUGUUUGUGUCAUAGAUUAGAAAGCCUGUGGUAUAAAAUUAAUAGCAUAUGCUGGAGUCUCUUGACGUAGCUGUUAAUCUUUUUGGGCUUAGCCUUGAUUUAGCUCUUGUUAGAAUUUCUGACAAUGGGAAAAAUCAUCAUUGUAUGAAGAGCUUAGCCUAAAAUUUAGUCACAUUUUUAGAUGUAGCAUAGCUGCUUUUCUUCCAAAACAUAUUUGUUGUUAGCCAUACUUGUGUAUCUGUUCCCUCGAUCUAUCUUUGCUUUUUCAAAAGGCCCUUCUUUGUUUCCUGGUUUUUAAAAUCAGCCAAUAAGAAAGUGAAGUGCCACACUAUCUUUGUAGUGGUUAUAUGAGAACGUAUAAGUGGGAAAGUGUAGAAAUGUCUGCUGUGAUAUUUUAAUGGAAGUGAGAAAAUUGCUUAAUUUCUGCUAGAUAGAUAACUGAUUCUGAGAUCAGGUUCCUGAAAAUUAAGUUUGCUUACAGUAUGGGAAUUGGAAUAUGUACUAAUGGAAAUUUCAGGAACAUUUGUGUAGUGGUGUCUCUGCAACUGAUUUUUCUAAUGUUAAAAGUGUGACUUUUCCUGAAAGGGGCUAUCUGUUUUAAUCAAUGAUUGUGCAUAUUUUCUAAUGCUUUGCCAAGUUUUGUUCACCUGUUAAUACCUGUACCCAGCUACUGGGUGCUGUGCUUAAAAGAAAAAGAGAGAGAGAGAGAAGUGUUAUGUGUCUACUUUACACUGGAAGGGUAUGUAUGUAUGUUCUAAUUCCUAUAAUAAAGAAGCUGCUUUGAGUACA